UCUUUAUUACACAUGAAAGGUGAAAAUUAACUUUUAAAAGCCAUAUGACAAAUUGCUUUGGUAUCUUUUCUUUUUCCAACCCCAAAGCAAUUCGACACGCUUUUCUUUUCAGCGCUGUUUUAUAUAUCAUCAACCCAAGCUCGCUUUUGAGAUCUUCACUUCCUUUAAUCCUUGGCUAAAACCCAAUCUGAACAUCCCCAUCUCCAAAUAUGGCACUAAGCCAUAAUGUUAUUGGCAUGAUCAACUUCAUAGCGACACUUCUAUCAAUUCCAAUCAUUGGCGCCGGAAUUUGGCUGACAACAGUACCUGAUAAUUCUUGUGUGAAGAUUCUUCAGUGGCCUGUUGUAAUUAUUGGGAUUUUGAUCUUAGUUGUAGGAAUUGCAGGGUUCGUAGGAGGAUUCUGGAGAAUUCCAUGGUUACUUCUUUUCUACUUGGUGGUCAUGCUAGUUCUCAUAAUACUACUAGGUUGUAUGGUUGUAUUCAUUUAUAUGGUUACUCUUAAAGGGGCUGGUCACCUUGCUCCUAGUAGAUCUUACUUGGAAUAUCGUCUCGACGAUUACUCCGGAUGGUUACGUCGAAGAGUCCAAGUUUCUUACAAAUGGGACCAAAUUCGAGCUUGUCUCAGCACCACAAGCAUGUGCCCGGAACUGAAUCAAAGUUACCAUUUCGCUCAAGAUUUCUUCAAUGCACGCAUCACUCCGUUACAGUCUGGCUGUUGCAAGCCUCCAACGCAAUGUGGAUUCACGUUCGUAAACCCGACGUAUUGGAUUAGUCCGAUAAACACAGCGGCAGACAUGGAUUGCUUACUCUGGAAUAACGAGCAAACGCAACUUUGUUAUGGAUGUGACUCAUGCAAAGCCGGAUUACUUGCCAAUAUUAAGAGUGAAUGGAGAAGAGUAGAUCUCAUUUUGUUGAUCACUUUGAUUGCUCUAAUCUGUGUUUACUUAGUAGGUUGUUGUGCAUUUAGAAAUGCCAAAACAGAAGAUCUGUUUCGCAAGUACAAACAAGGUUAUACUUAGGAAACAAAAGACUGUUCGAUCUGAUUUGUGAUGAGGAGAAAAAAAUUGUUUGCCUUGGGGCUUCGGGUGUGCAAAAGGUUCUAGUACUUUUGUUAAACCAAUUGUUAAUUUUGAUCCGUUUUUGUGCGUGGGGUUUGAUUGAUUAGAAACCACAAUCAGAAUUUUGUCUAAAGGGCAUACGCAAUUAGCGGAA
Molecule: messenger RNA, 1212 nt
Organism: Papaver somniferum (opium poppy)
Lineage: Eukaryota; Viridiplantae; Streptophyta; Magnoliopsida; Ranunculales; Papaveraceae
Product: protein TORNADO 2-like
Exons: 2
Coding region: 210-1019 (269 amino acids)
Biological process (GO): auxin-activated signaling pathway
Cellular component (GO): plasmodesma; plasma membrane
Source: RefSeq, a predicted model, not a curated record